ACCAUAAAAAGUAAAAUAUUUUUCUUCAACAUUCAAUUUUUUGAGCAUAUAGACAAAAUUCCCAUAUCUCAAAAAUCCAUAUAAAUUCCAUAAACCUUCAACAACAACAACAUCAAUUUCAAUCCAAUUAACAAAGAAGAAAGAAAAACCUAACCUAGCAUGGCUUCAUCCAUUUCAACUCUCAAUUCAUCAAUGUUACUUCCAAUUUCCAAAGAACAAAACUACCCAUCUUCCAAUUUUCAUUCAAUUAGCUUAAAGUCUGCAUCUUUACCUUCAAAAAUCUCUUGUUCUGUCACUAGAGAUGCUUCCUCUGUUCUCCCAUUGCAGGAUCAGAACAAGGUUGAAAAUGGGUCGGUUGUUCCUCUAAGACCCGAUUCGUUUGGGAGGUUUGGGAAGUAUGGUGGGAAAUAUGUUCCUGAAACUCUUAUGCAUGCUCUUACUGAGCUUGAAGCUUCGUUCUAUGCACUUGCUGCUGAUGAAGAUUUUCAGAAAGAACUGGCUGGGAUUCUAAAGGACUAUGUUGGUCGGGAGACACCUCUUUAUUUUGCAGAAAGGUUGACGGAGCAUUACAAGAGGCCUAAUGGUGAAGGUCCUCAAAUUUAUUUGAAGAGGGAAGAUCUUAACCACACCGGAGCCCAUAAAAUUAACAAUGCUGUUGCUCAAGCUUUGCUUGCCAAGAAAUUGGGCAAAAAACGCAUUAUUGCUGAAACCGGAGCUGGGCAGCAUGGAGUUGCAACUGCUACUGUAUGUGCUCGAUUUGGUUUAGAAUGCAUUAUUUAUAUGGGUGCACAGGAUAUGGAAAGGCAGUCACUGAAUGUCUUCAGAAUGCGUCUUCUUGGUGCUGAGGUGAGACCAGUCCACUCUGGAACUGCUACACUUAAGGAUGCUACAUCCGAAGCUAUAAGAGACUGGGUAACUAAUGUUGAAACAACUCACUAUAUUUUGGGUUCUGUCGCUGGACCGCAUCCAUAUCCAAUGAUGGUGAGAGAGUUUCAUGCUGUAAUCGGCAAGGAAACCAGAAAGCAAGCAUUGGAAAAAUGGGGAGGGAAACCAGAUGUUCUGAUUGCAUGCGUCGGUGGAGGUUCAAAUGCCAUGGGACUUUUCCAUGAAUUUGUUGAUGAUACUGAUGUUAGGCUAAUUGGUGUGGAAGCUGCUGGCUUUGGCCUCGACAGUGGCAAGCAUGCUGCUACAUUAACGAAAGGAGAAAUUGGGGUUUUGCAUGGAGCUAUGAGCUAUCUGCUGCAGGAUGCUGAUGGACAAAUUGUUGAGCCUCACUCUAUUAGUGCAGGGUUGGACUACCCUGGUGUUGGACCUGAACAUAGCUUUUUGAAAGACUUGGGACGUGCUGAAUAUUAUAGCAUCACUGAUGAUGAAGCAUUGGAAGCUUUUAAGAGAGUUUCGCGACUCGAAGGCAUCAUUCCAGCUCUUGAGACAUCACAUGCCUUGGCUUAUCUUGAGAAAGUAUGUCCAACUCUUCCUAAUGGAACAAAGGUUGUGGUUAACUUCAGUGGCCGAGGUGAUAAGGAUGUUCAUACUGCUAUCAAGUACCUGAAAGUUUGAAGAAGGUUUCUUGUUCUUGAAUUGAAUAAUGGUUUAGCUGCUGAAUGGUUGGUUUCGUUUUCAUACUUAGAGACAGGAUUAGUUCACUUUAAAUUCAUGAAAUGUAAUAUAUAGUCAAAGAACCAUCUGCGGCUAUACAGUCUCGAAUAAUUAUCUGUUUUGAAUGUUAUGAGUAAGGUAAUAAAUGAUACUAAAAUAUGUUGUUGAAA
Molecule: messenger RNA, 1769 nt
Organism: Vicia villosa (hairy vetch)
Lineage: Eukaryota; Viridiplantae; Streptophyta; Magnoliopsida; Fabales; Fabaceae
Product: tryptophan synthase beta chain 1-like
Exons: 5
Coding region: 160-1560 (466 amino acids)
Biological process (GO): L-tryptophan biosynthetic process
Cellular component (GO): cytoplasm; chloroplast stroma
Molecular function (GO): tryptophan synthase activity
Source: RefSeq, a predicted model, not a curated record